GUCUGACACAGGACAGAUAGUGAUGUCAAGCAUGCCAAUGGCGCCCAUGCAGCCUCAUGCAGUGAAGUGAGGCUGAAUUUCGACAGCGACUUCUGCCAAGGUGGGCAAUGGCGGUGAUCGCGCCCUCCACUGUCGACAAAUGAAUCCGAGAGAGGAGAAUGGUGGUACUACCUAACCUGGUCCUGGUAGAAAUUGGCGGGCGAGGAGGAAACACGGAUAAGAAGACAGGGGCAUUGCGCCGCAGGGCUGCACCACUACUGCAGCACCAACUUUGCAUUGGCGGUCGGCGCUUGCAAUAUCAUUUCUCAAUAUCAGCUGCUGCUUGCACUAGUCUCCGUUCCUUUGCAGCAUGGGGGCUGCCAUUCGUAGCAGCUAGCUGGCCACGCCCCUUUUCUUACUGAGCUGAGCAGCCCACUGAAACCUGCACCGCAUCUCCCCCCCCUAAAGAUGGCGGACGACCUCAAGAGCCCCUUGCUGGGCAGCUUUGGCAGCAGCAACGGGCACCCCCCCCCAGCACAGGUGGGGGUGGAGCACGGGCAUAUCAUCAGUCGGGGCGUGUCCCCCCGGGGACAAAACGACUCCCCCCAGGGGUUUCACAAUCAGGCAGACUUGACGGGCGCCGAAUACAGCAGCGGCGACGGGGGCUCGCCGCGCCCCGAGUACUUUGGAAACGUGGGGGUGCAGACAGAGGAUCUCAAAGAGGUGCCGGACUUGGAGAACGGGGAGUGCGAGGUGAAAGUGACGACUGGGCCGGCGUCGGUGGGGCCGAUCAUCGAGAGCCUGGAUUACGAGAUCAACGAGAACCAGAUCUAUAAGGAGCACCGGGACCGUGUCGCAGGCUACCGCUGGCAGUACGUCCUCCUCAAGUGGCUGUUUGCGUUCAUCAUCGGCCUCGGCACCGCGCUCACCGCUUUCGCGAUCAACCUCGGCGUCGAGAACGCGGCGGGCGCCAAGUUCAUCCUCCUCUUCAAGUUUAUGCGCGAGGGCCGCGUGUGGUUAUCCUUCGUGGUUUACACGCUGGUCAACUUCGGGUUAGUGUUGACCUCGUCGCUCCUGGUGGCAUAUGUGGCGCCCGCCGCGGCGGGCUCGGGGAUCCCCGAGGUGAAGAGCUACCUGAAUGGGAACGACAUCCCCGAGAUCCUGAGCCUGCGCACGUUGGGGACUAAGAUUGUGGGCAGCGUUGGGAGCGUUGGCGGUGGGUUGGCUGUGGGAAAGGAGGGCCCGUUGGUGCACACCGGAGCGGGCAUUGCGGCGCUGCUGGGCCAGGGGGGGUCCACGAAAUGGGGGAUGACGUGGGGGUGGCUCCGCCUGUUCAAGAACGAUCGCGAUCGUCGGGAUCUAGUCACCUGCGGCGCCGCUGCGGGCGUUGCUGCGGCGUUCCGUGCGCCCAUUGGGGGAGUGCUCUUCGCGAUGGAGGAGGCUGCCAGCUGGCUGUCGAGUCACCUGCUGUGGCGCGUCUUCUUCACGACUGCGGUCGUGUCAGUGACUAUCAAGGCGGCCAUGGGCUGGUGCUCCAAGCCAGGCGCAUGCGGGUUGUUUGGCGCGGGCGGCUUCAUUCUCUUCAGUGAGCCCACGGCGCGACAUGGGUACACUUUCUUCGAGCUGUUGCCGACAGCUGUCAUCGGGGUCACGGGAGGGCUGCUCGGGGCGCUGUUCAAUACGCUCAACUGCAAAGUGACCAAAUGGCGCCGGAACACCCUCGCCCCCCGCGGCAAGCGCUACCAGGUCGCCGAGGCGGCCGUUGUGUCCCUCCUCACCUCCAUCGUCGGCUUCAGCUUCGCCCUCCUCGGCUACUGCAAAGCGUGCCCCGACCCGGAGACCCACCCCAAUGUCACGUGCCCCCGCCGCAGCGGCCACUUCGGCAACUUCGUCAACUUCAACUGCGCGUCGCAGACCGGCGAGUACAACCCGUUGGCCACGCUGUUUCUCUCCACGAACGACGACGCGAUCCGGAACCUGUUCUCCACGAACACCCCCUUGGAGUACCCCCCCCGCUCGCUGCUCCUCUUCUUCGUCGCGUUCUACUGCCUCGCGAUCAUCACGUACGGCGUCGCGGUGCCGAGCGGGCUGUUCGUCCCCGCGAUUUUGAGUGGUGCCACGUACGGGCGCCUCAUGGGCGUCAUGCUGACGCGGCACUUUGGCCCGGAGAUGGUGGACGAGGGGCGCUACGCGCUCAUUGGGGCCGCGUCCUUCCUGGGGGGGUCCAUGCGCAUGACGGUGUCGUUGUGCGUCAUCUUGCUCGAGCUGACGGACCAGCUCAGCCUGCUGCCGCUCGUCAUGUUUGUGCUCCUCAUCUCCAAGUCCGUUGGCGACAAGUUCACCAAGGGCAUCUAUGACGCACACAUCCUGCUCAAGAAGGUGCCGUUCCUGGAGGAGAAGCCGGAGCACUACAUGCGCAACAUUACGGCCUACCAGGCCGCGUCCAAGAAGUUGGUGACGCUGUCGCGCGUGGAGAAGGUGCGGCGCAUCAUGCAGGUCCUGAGCAGUUGCCACCACAACAGUUUCCCGGUCAUCGACCGCGCGGAGGGCGCCGAGGAGCACUUCAGCGGCCUCAUCCUGCGGCACACGCUGCUCGUGCUGCUGACCGGCAAGCAGGACUUCCAGCGGAGCCCCAAGAUCCGCCGCCUGGACACCGUGAUGGGCACGAUCCACGGGGGCCGCGUCGGCGCCGGCGCGGGCGGCCCGACACAUGACACGUACAACGACUUUGCGAAGCCGGGGUCGGGCAAGAUGCUGCGCGUGCAGGACGUGGCGCUGACGGAGGACGAGAUGGAGCACUACAUCGACCUCGCGCCGUUCCUUAACCCGGCGCCGUUUGUGGUGCAGGAGCACAUGUCGCUGACCAAGGUAUACAACCUGUUCCGGCAGCUCGGACGGCGCCACCUGGCGGUCAUUCCUGCGCCGCAGCAGAUCGUGGGCAUCAUCACACGCAAGGAUCUCCUGCCUGAGCGGCUGGAGGCCUUGUUCCCGGAGGCGGUGCACCACCAUCACCUGCAGUGACUGGGCCUUUUCGUUUCGCUCCCCUUAAAACGGGGCCUCCGUUAUAAAGACAUUGGGUAACAAGUCGGAAGACUUGGUAAAGCGCCAGCAUAGGGCCAUGGGCAUGUAUAGAAUAAGAAGCUUCAUUGCGGGCCACUUUGCAAAAGUUAUAUUUAUCCGACGGCCGGAGCAUUGAAAGACAGUUCGCCGCAUAAUGCAUUUGUUUGUAAGAUGAGGUCUUGGAUGGCCCAUGCGCUCAGUUGUUGCAACCUGGGUUGGUAAACGAACCAUUGGCUUUGCUCUUGAAAUUGUCGCAGUUGCAGCUGGGAGGUAAGAAACUUUACGAACCAGUGGGGUCCUGAUUAGCCUGUCAAGUAAGCGACCGUUGUCAAAAGUUUAGCGACAAGAUCAUGCUAGCUCUACGGACAGCCAAUGUCGCCGGAUCGUGGACAUCUUAAAGGUCACCUUUCACUUACUUUUGUUACCUUAGAGCGCUUGCUCAAAGUUGAUGGUUGAAUCUGCUACGUCGA
This is a messenger RNA of Klebsormidium nitens, 3509 nucleotides long. NCBI's taxonomy places the organism in Eukaryota, Viridiplantae, Streptophyta, Klebsormidiophyceae, Klebsormidiales, Klebsormidiaceae. The record is from the annotation of a GenBank genome assembly.